AUGUUCCUUUCCAAGAUAUCGUCCACUGUGCGAAGAGACCAAGAACACGCAGUAGAAGAUGUCUUAACUGAUCACGUGACUCUUGACCACGCGACUCUUGAUCACGUGAAUUUUAAUCAUGUGACACUUGAUCACGUGGUGAAUUUGUUUACACAAAUGAUUCGUUUAACUGGAAAAUUGAACGUUGGAUACGAAUCAAAAAUUUCUGAAUCAAUAAAAGUUGUGGAAAAAUUGUUCAGAGGAGAGAUAGAUGUUGGCAGGGAGAGAGGUGAGAUGUUGAAGCUGCUGAUGGAGAGGAUCACCAUUGAAGAUCUCAUCCACUUCCUCCUCCUACCUCACUGGCGUGUUUUGGACGAGAGUUUGAAGGAACUCCUGGAGACCACACCACUUGAGACGCCUGGCCACAAGGAACUCCAUGACGCCAUCGUCAAUUUGAACUGUUCAUACAAUACUCCUUGA
This is a messenger RNA of Helobdella robusta, 459 nucleotides long. RefSeq lists its product as hypothetical. Bases 1 to 459 code for a protein of 152 amino acids. The transcript has 3 exons. The record is from RefSeq and is a predicted model, not a curated record. NCBI's taxonomy places the organism in Eukaryota, Metazoa, Annelida, Clitellata, Rhynchobdellida, Glossiphoniidae.